AUGCUCUUUAAAAAGGUUACCACGUCACAUAUCGGCUACAUGUUGCAAGGAAUUGAAGCUGAAGUGAAGAGUGAGAGAAUGAAAGCUGCUGUCAACGAGACGUCAUCGCCAGAAGAAGGGUGGGACGUCGACUUUCUCAAAGAAGCAUGGCCGCUUCCAUGCAAGAAGAUCGUAACAUUUCCUGGCUUUCCGGAUCCCGCCGCAUACCUGCAGAGGCCUCAGAUCUUCCUGGCGGUUCCUCCUCACGACCUGGGGUGGAUGCACUUUGACCCCAGGGAAGUUUUGAGAUGUCAAACUCCAUGUCUCUGGCUUCUGGAGCUGUCUUGCAUGGAUGCUGCCGACGUGCUAAUCUUCAGCUGCUGGUGGUCUCAGGGCAGGCAAGGAGGAGGGAAACCAAACGUUCCCAAGCAUCCCCACCAACUCUGGAUGAACUUGUGUCUUGAAAGCACCGGAGGAAGAGAAGAUAAAGAGUUUCUUCAUGCAAUGGACAUCUCGGCAACUUAUCAGGCAACUUGA
This is a messenger RNA of Guillardia theta CCMP2712, 516 nucleotides long. RefSeq lists its product as hypothetical. NCBI's taxonomy places the organism in Eukaryota, Cryptophyceae, Pyrenomonadales, Geminigeraceae. The transcript has 8 exons. Bases 1 to 516 code for a protein of 171 amino acids. The record is from RefSeq and is a predicted model, not a curated record.